Messenger RNA from Ambispora gerdemannii, 152 nucleotides. Lineage: Eukaryota; Fungi; Glomeromycota; Glomeromycetes; Archaeosporales; Ambisporaceae. The record is from the annotation of a GenBank genome assembly.
AUAUGAUUCCUGAAUACCGAGAUACGCCAUUAAUAUCACCGAUUCCACGGCCAACAAUCGAAACAUGUCCACCAUUAACAGAAUCACAACUACAAAUAAUACAACAGCAUCACCAUUAUUCUUUAUCUAAUCGAAUGAAUUUUCAAAGAUAA